AUGAAGGUGAUAAUAAAGAUGAUGAUGAAGAUGAUAAUGAAGAUGAUGAUGAAGAUGAUGAUGAAGGUUUUGAUGAAGAUGAUGAUGAAGGUGAUGAUGAAGAUGAUAAUGAAGAUGAUGAUGAAGGUUUUGAUGAAGAUGAUGAUGAAGGUGAUGAUGAAGGAAGAUUAUGAUGAAGAUUAUGAUGAAGGUGAUGAUGAAGGUGAUGAUGAAGAUGAUGAUGAAGGUGAUGAUGAAGAAGAUGAUGAAGGACACAGCACAGUGAACAGAUGCACGGCUAUUCUUUAA
Knipowitschia caucasica is the source of this 288-nucleotide messenger RNA. Lineage: Eukaryota; Metazoa; Chordata; Actinopteri; Gobiiformes; Gobiidae. The record is from the annotation of a GenBank genome assembly.